Messenger RNA from Mugil cephalus (flathead mullet), 5473 nucleotides. It is a transcript of the gene stim2a, whose product is annotated as tromal interaction molecule 2a. Bases 680 to 3766 code for a protein of 1028 amino acids. Gene Ontology annotation, biological process: activation of store-operated calcium channel activity; intracellular calcium ion homeostasis; store-operated calcium entry. Gene Ontology annotation, molecular function: calcium ion binding; protein binding; calcium channel regulator activity. Gene Ontology annotation, cellular component: endoplasmic reticulum; plasma membrane. The transcript has 12 exons. The record is from RefSeq and is a predicted model, not a curated record. Lineage: Eukaryota; Metazoa; Chordata; Actinopteri; Mugiliformes; Mugilidae.
CCAUAUUGCUAGAGAGAGGGAGAGAGGAAGGGGGGGCCCAUUUCCGCGUAAAUACGUCACAUCUACGUCUCCGUUGGGAAAUGAGUGAUGGACAAGAGAACAGAAAGCUGGUCGUACGGCUCAAGAGCCAUUUAUAAAAAGACUGAAGGCCCACACAAACGGACUCCGUCUAGACACGAGGGCCAGAGAAGGCCCGGGCACCCUGAUCAGGAUCCCUUUUCUUGCAUUUUAAAAACAUUAUUUGUUUCUAUGGAUUUUAUCUGAAUGCACCAGUCUCGCGAAGAUCUAAUUAAACCGGGAAUGGAUUCAUCUUAGAAGAACCUGUUGGGUUUUUUGUUGUUUUUGUUGUUGUUGUUGUUUUUUCCUCUUGGAGAGUUUUUACGCACAGCCUUCGUGCGUUUGGGUCCCUCAACAGAUUUCUAGUGCAGACUUUUUGACGUGUUUGGAAACGUUUUCUUCGCGCUAUCAUCCAUUUCAAAGUGCACUCCAGUUCGGCUCGCCCGAUUUCUCAAGUGCACAUCGGUAUCACAUCACGCUUCUGGCAGCACCAGUAAUAGCAACACAGAUCGCUUAACACUUCUCGCAAGACUUGACACUGGUGUCUCCUAAACGGGGGCCGGUUAUGUUUGCGUUCUUUUGAAAAGUUUUCUCAACUACCGGAUAUUAUCUACCUUCUGAAAUGAUUCCUCUGUCCCCUCUAUUCUUCGUCCUCCCCGCUGCGCUGUUCUUGGCGGCGCACGGCGCAGGGGACAUCCAGGGCUUCACUCUGCCCGGCGGAGGCGCCGGUUUCGACCCGACAGCCCAUGUAGAUCCCUGCAUGACAGUGACUCCGCCGUGUAUGAGCGAGGCUGAUCGCUACAGCCUGGAGGCCCUGCAGAGCAUCCACCAGAUGAUGGACGAUGACCAAGAUGGCGGGAUUGAGGUGGAGGAGAGUGUGGAGUUCAUCAUUGAAGACAUGAAGCAGCAACAGACAAACAAACAUAACAACCUGCACAGGGAAGACCAGCACAUCACAGUCGAGGAGCUCUGGAGGGGCUGGAAGUCUUCAGAAGUUCAUAACUGGACCCAAGACGAGGUGCUCCGCUGGCUGAAGCAGUUUGUUGAGCUGCCACAGUACGAGAGGAACUUUAAAGACUUUAAGGUCAACGGAAACACGCUCCCCAGGAUUGCAGCUAAUGAACCUUCAUUCCUGAGUGGCCACCUGAGAGUCCAGGACCAGAGAGACAAGCAGAAGCUCAACAUCAAAGCACUGGAUGUAGUUCUGUUUGGACCGCCUACACGCCCACCUCAUAACUACAUGAAGGACCUGCUGCUCAUAGUUUCGGUGGUGAUGGGAGUCGGAGGCUGCUGGUUUGCCCAGGCCCAGAACAAAGCCAGCAAAGUCCACAUAACCAAGAUGAUGAAAGAUUUAGAAAGUCUGCAGACGGCUGAGCAGAGCCUCAUAGACCUGCAGGAACAACUAGAGCGAGCCCAGGAAGAAAAACGCAAUGUGGCAGAGGAAAAGCAGAACCUGGAGGAGAAGAUGAGAGACGAGAUUAUGGGAGCACAGGAGGAGGCUCACCGUCUGCAUGAGCUGAGGCAGGGAGCUGUCAGCGAGCUCAGCCGCCUCCGAUACGCAGAGGAGGAGCUGGAACAGGUCCGUGGAGCACUGAAGCAGGCCGAGAAGGACAUGUACGCUAGCUGGACUGCCUCAGAGGUCCUUCAGCAUUGGCUACAACUGACACAUGAGGUAGAAGUCCAGUACUACAAUGUUAAAAAGCACAGCGCAGAACUACAGCUUGCUACUGCCAAGGAAGAGGCAGAGAGAAUUAAGAAGAAGAGGAGUUCUGUGCUGGGAACACUACAUGUCGCCCACAGCUCCUCUCUAGACCAGGUUGACCACAAGAUCCUACAAGCAAAGAACGCCUUGUCAGAGGUAACGGCCUGCCUGCGGGAGCGCCUUCAUCGCUGGCAGCAGAUCGAACUCCUCUGUGGAUAUCCCAUCAUCAGGAAUCCUGGCCUAGCACACCUCACUGCCCACCUCUACUCGGACUCAAUUGCCCUCGGAUUUCCACGCGUGCCCCAGACGUCUUGUUCAUGUCACAGUUCCAUCCAGGGCUCUGUAGAGGAUCUCAUGGACGAGUCUUCUUCUCCAAUCUUAGCACAGAUGACAGUUCCAGUUCAGCCACUUAAGCGGUCUCCUCAAACACGCGGCUCCACCUUAUGUCGGCCACGUCGUCCGGGUGUCAUCACUCAGCCACCAGCAGCUAUGAUCUCCCAGGACCCGGAUCUUCUUAUCCCCAUCCGGGCCCCUUACCCUUGCUAUGAUGAGGAAGAGGGGCUCUACCGGAAAACUCUCAAAAAGCAAGAUUCCCAAGAAAGGUACUCAGACUCAGAAUAUGUGACUUCCUCACCUGGCAAAAUGUUCGCUAGCUCACCCACCGAUGCUCCUUCUCGAAAGCUCUAUCACGAGGAAACCUAUUUGCUCACAGACACCUCAAUCUUGUGUAAAGAUGCAGAAGCCGUUCUUGAAUCUCCGGUUCGCAAAAUGACUGUGGAUGAGCUUGGAGCUUCUGUAGAUGUAGCCACCUGCAGGAAGAUGGAAACCUCUCCUUUGAAGAUGUCUACAGAAGAGUCUUUCCCAGACUCAAGGAAGACUUCUCGUGACAAGAGUGAACUUCCUAUGGAUCUUGCACCUAGGAAAGGGAUUUCAGAUUCUGAGUCAGACGUAGAGUUUUUGUCCAGAAAAGUGGAGAAAGAUUCAGUCGUAGACCUGGUGGACGUUCCCACAAGGAAUAUGUACAGAGAACGAAGUGAUAUGCCUCUGGAUAUGAGAAAGAUUCUUUGGAAUGAAUCAUCAGAUGUAGCACGAAGGAAGAUAUCAAGAGAUAUGAUGGGGGUUUCAAUUGACAGUGCCUCAAGAAAGAUGACAAGAGAUGACAGCGAGUAUUUAUUUGAGAGUAGAAGGAUUACAAGAGAUUCCAUGGGAAUUUCACAAGACACAGGUUCUAGGAUGUCUUCUUGGAAUAAAGGGGAAUGCCAGCUGGAUUGCUCAGUGAGGGCAGACCCGAUGAACGAGACUGCCAGAACACCAACAAGAAAGAUAUCUAAAGAUGAGCUGGAGUAUUAUACAGAUUCUGCUACUAUAAAGAUGCUACCCAGAGAGAAAUUUGAAGCACUUAGGGAUACUUCAUCCUCUACAGAGAAGCAAGAGUUUGGUUUGGAGCCAGCAAGUAGAAGGAUGCCAAGAAAUGAACUUGAGAUGUCUUCUGGCGCUCUCAGAAGGAGAAUACCAAGAAUGCCAAGAGAUGACAUUGACAGUUCCAUAGACACUCCUACUGGAAAACUCUCCUGGGUUGAUGUUCAAAUGGAAACAUCUCAACAAGCAACACUAAGGGAAGACUUUGCAGCAUCUGAAUCAAAUUCAUCUCCAGGUAAAACCGAACAGCCAGACCUUAUGUUAACCUCCCAGGUGCCGUGGCAGUCCUCAUCAGAGCUUUACUCCGCUGGCCCACUGAGCAAGCUUGUGUAUGACGGCAUCCUUGAAAAGUCAUGCGACUCCACGUCCGGCCUUUCUGCUUCGACACCUAACUUGCCUCAGAGCAGGCUACUAGCAGAGGUGGAGCCACCAAGGCCGGCGAGAACGGUUGUCUUCCUAUCACCCCCUGACACUGGAGAUGAGAAGAUCAAGGAGAAGAGCAAGAAAUCUUUAAAGCUGAAAAAUCUUUUUAAAAAGAAACAUGAUUCAUCUCCAGAGAAGGUUCAAAGUGGACUUCAGAAACUUUGACAGUCAGCUGAGAAUGUUUUAGUUUGUUUUCCUUUUGAGGUUUUGUUGAACCAGAAAGUAGCUUUAGACACUCUUUAAUGAGAUCUGGCAGUGAUAAAGCACAAGGUUUUAGAAAUCAUAAUCUUCCAGAGUCAAAAGUAAAACUAAAUUAAGGAGAUAAACUAAUAACAUCUUUUAGUUUCCAUUCUCUUACUCUUUUUAAAGCACUGACAGAUUCAUGACAUCUCAAUCUGAACACUUAAGUUAGACAUAUAGUAUUCAAUAGGUUUUACAUAACUUACUUUCUCUUAUUAAGUCUUACAUACACAUGGUCGAUGCCAUAUAUUUAUUUUAGAUGCUGAUAUUUUUAUGCUUUGCCUAUGGUUGAAGGAUUAAAUUGUGUUUUUACAGAUGCUGCUCUUCUUUACAACAGAGGUAAUGCUUGAAUUGAACUUGAAUUGCGAAUUAAGACAUUUGCUACAGUGAAAAACUAAUGCAUUCACUUCAAAGAGAAUUGUUGAUCUGAUCUGAGUUCUGUUAUUUUGUACUUACUAUAUGUGGCAGCUGGACUCCAGCUCCAGUGGUCACAACAUCACAUGACUAGCCCUAUUACCAUGCUUCGUGCUAUGCGAGCUAUGUGUCUUUGGCCGAUGCACGUAGAUACAGAGCAAUCAGUGUCCUGUGAGUCACUAUUUUCAGCUUUUGGCAUGUUUUAUGUGAGGCAAUGAAGACAGCUUCAAAAAUAAGACAAGAAUCAUUAGAGCUCGUCAUAUUUACAGGGAAAAUGCACACAUACAAUGCAGCAAAAUACCAAAUGUCGCUUCUUGUUGUUGUCACUGAAGACUGUUGUCACACAUAAAAUACACUCAUAACUUCCAGUAGUUCCAAAUGCAUAAUCUGAAGGCUGGCCAGAGGGAUCCUCACAUGGUUUUACAGGAUUUAGCAAACCUCAACCUCAAACCUCCUGCGAAAUAGAAUAAAGUAAUAGGGAGUCAUACAAUCACAAAAGUAAUAAUCUUUCUGGGUUUUUAUUUUUAUUUGUGGAGAGUAUAAUGUAAAGCAAUUUAAAUUCUAAUUAGUGAUAUGUUUUUGUUUCUUUGCUUUGAUUUUCAAAUAAUCAAACCACAUGUUGAUUGUCCCAAUGAGACAGAUUAGACGAGUUUAGACGUGUUUGCUCCUCUGCUAUUUAUGAUCGUAUCAUGUUUCUUAAUAGGCUUGACUACUGAUUUUUACUCAGGUUUGAAAUCAAAUUUUAAAGGUUCUUAAAUAUGUUUGACAGUUGACUAGUAAUAAAACAUCCCGGAACAGAGAAGAGUUUAUUUUAAGAUACAUUUUCUCCAUGAUUUAUUAUUAUAUCAUUUUGUAUUGUGCAGUAAUAUUUUAAUGAAAAAUUGGUUUUGUAUUUAUGGAAAGUGGUUAGCGUGCGAUUAAGGACUUUGACAGAGCGUAGAGAUUUAUUUAUUUAUUUUUUAAUCUCCUUAAUAGUCAAAAGGCAAAAUACUAUUUUCGGUCAACAUGAGCACUUUUGAGGUAAAGUGAAGUAGACAAAUGCAUCAUAAUUACUGUUCCCUGAUGCACGUGCUGUCCCAAAUUAAAUUGCUUUUAAUUUAUUUUAUUUUGGUCACAGCUUUGUAGUGAUGCCUUCUGCAUUUUUGACGGCUGUGCACUAGGAAAAGGUUUUGAAAUGUUUCAGAUCUAUCGCCCAUUUAAUUAAAAAAAAAUCUCCAA